AUGGCAUCCAACACCCAGACAACGCCCAGUCAUGCUGCCCCUAAUACUUCGGCCUCAAUCGCCGCCAGAGGCAACGAAAUCACCGGCCUCGACAUCUUCCGCCCCACAACCGAAGUCAUCACAAAUGAACGAGUGAUGGAGCUCAUGUCCCAGAUGCACGCCGACAUCCCCUCAAGUGGCGAAGACAACCCCUAUGGAACAUAUCUGGAUUCAAUUGGCUCGAAGAAGAUAGAGCACUUCUUAAGAGCAGGAUACGCAUUUGAAAGCGCGAACUACACCCUCGUACCUCACGUGAGCGUGCAAGAGCAGGUCCAAGAAGUCGCGAAUGCUGUAUCCUACCUUUUCCAGCACGCAGAGAAUCUGGGCUUUGACGCCGACCGUAUCGUCCUGAUGGGUCAUAGUUCCGGAGCUCACGUCGCUGCUCUACUAGGCACCGACACUACGUACUUAGCCAAAGCAGGCGUGGAAAUAGACAAGAUAAAAGGCGUUAUUACCCUGGACGCCUCGAACUUCAAUUGCGCAGCCGAGAUCCUUGACUCCCCUGGUCCUGUGGCGGAUAACAUGCUCGCUGGACUAGGCUCAGAUCUUGCCCAUCUAAGAGACAUGAGUCCUACCUACCAUGCUCAAGCGCCUAAUGCGAGAGGGUUUCUUCUGCUCCAAGUGCAACGGCAGGGAGAUAUUAGGCAGGCGGUGGAGUUUGAAGCUGCGUUGUUGGCGGCGGGGACGGAGGUUGAGAUGAGGGUUGUUGAGGGCGAGUCUUUCGAAGGACAUAUCGCCAUGCUCUUGCGACUAGGCGACGAUAAAUAUGCUGCGACAGCGGUAGUAGAUGAGUGGCUAGCGAAACACGUGCUUAUAGAAUGA
This is a messenger RNA of Didymosphaeria variabile, 861 nucleotides long. RefSeq lists its product as uncharacterized. The coding region runs from base 1 to 861 and encodes 286 amino acids. NCBI's taxonomy places the organism in Eukaryota, Fungi, Ascomycota, Dothideomycetes, Pleosporales, Didymosphaeriaceae. The transcript has 2 exons. The record is from RefSeq and is a predicted model, not a curated record.